Brachypodium distachyon (stiff brome) is the source of this 811-nucleotide messenger RNA. RefSeq names its product dirigent protein 21. Bases 57 to 614 code for a protein of 185 amino acids. The record is from RefSeq and is a predicted model, not a curated record. NCBI's taxonomy places the organism in Eukaryota, Viridiplantae, Streptophyta, Magnoliopsida, Poales, Poaceae. The transcript has a single exon.
UUACAACACCAUUUCGUGGCCAUACCGUGCCAAGCUCCUCCUUUUGAUCUUUCAACAUGGCAACAUCUCGUAGUGCACACACAACGAAACUACUAUCACUAGCCCUAGCGGUCCUACUAGCGGCAACGGCGGCCGGCGGCGAUGAGCACACGGGCAGCAAUGGCGCCUCCACGACCCAUCUCCACUUCUACUUCCACGAGAUCUACACGAGCGGGCCCAACGGCACGACGGCGGCGGUCGUCCCGCCGCCUCCCGGCUCGCUGUUCGGGUUCGGCUCGCUGGCCGUGGUCGACGACAUGCUCCGGGAGGGCGCCGACCCGGGGUCCGGCCUCAUCGGGCGCGCGCAGGGGCUCACGGCCGCCGCCUCGCUCUCCGAGGUUGCCGUCACGACGAUGCUCAACCUCGUGUUCACGGCGGGGCCGUACGAGGGGAGCACGCUGGCGGUGUUCGGCCGCGCGCUGCUGGGCGGCGGCAACAAGGUCAUUGAGCGGCCGGUCGUGGGCGGCACCGGCGCGUUCCGGAUGGCGCGCGGGUACACGCUCAGCCGGGUGGUCAACUCCACGGACCCCGCCAACCUCCUCGUCCUCGAGUACCACGCCUACGUCUGGCACUAGCUAGUGCAGACCAGCAAUAAAACUUGAAUUGUUCGCACCUUGGCAAUAUACUACCAAGCAUCCUUGGGCGGCGACCCAACCCGUACAUGUUCAUGUUCCAUGUGAAUACGCUAGAUUCAGUGGAGCAGUUGCCCAUAGUGUAAGCCGGUAUUGUGUAGGUUCUGUUGAAGAAUCAUCAGCACCUAGCUUGUUCUAAA